AUGAUGGAAUAUGAAUUGGACUUCUGGGAGCAACUCCAGAGUUUCUUAGCGUCAAUUAAUGAUGACAAUGCAAAUUCUAUUGCUGUUGAUCUCAAUUUGGAUGUAAUUUCAAAUACGGAUGGUAUAAAUCAGUUGAUUCAUGAAAUUUUCUUCAUUUUAUCCAUACGUUUGAAUGUCACUGAUGCUCUUGUCAAGUUCACAGUGGCAAUUAAGAAGCUUGCAAAGCCUAAUAGUAUACUUCAAGCACUUCCGAAAUUUAUUCUUCGCAAUUGCGAAAGAUCAAAGAAUCCCUUUAUCGUAGUUUACAUUUACAAACUUGUUAAAAUUGGAUUCUUAAACUUAUAUGAAAAAAUUCCUCGUGUUUUAUACUUAGCAACACACGAUCUCCCUAUUGCACGUGAUAUUUUUGCUGAAGAACUAUAUAACGCUUUUCCAUGCUUCUUCACUGCUCCAAUAAACUAUUCAAUAAGUACCAUUGAAGAUGGUUGUUUACCAGGAACAAUCGAAUACGCACUUAAGCACGACGACAUCGACUUUUUACGCGAGAGAUCAAUCGAAGGAGACUUCAGUUUCAAUCAGACUCUUUAUUGUUCGCAAUUAUACCACCCUGUUAUUCGAAAUCAAAGAGCAACUUUGUUAGAAGCUGCUGCUUUAUUCGGAUCAUUAACAUGCUUCAAGUUCCUUAUGCUAAACAAGGCAAACUUCCGUGGUAUCGUUGAGACAGCUCCUAUCAUUGGAGGAAAUUUGGAAAUUAUUCGUCUCUGGGAUCAGAAUCGCGAGAUUGAUGGCCAGCAUGUCGAAACAGCAAUGAGAAAUCGUCGCAAUGAUGUCAUUGAUUGGAUCAUUGAUACAAAAUCCACAAGAUUUACAAAUGAAGACUUAUUUAACAUGUCAAUAUCAGCAAACAACGCCUAUUUCUUCAACAAAUACAAAGAUGAGAUCAAAGUUACAUCACACAUGGUCAAUUCAUCAUUCAACUCGAGAUCAUUUUUCGCUCAAAAAUAUCUUAUCGAAAAUUGCAUCGAAGACAUGUCAUUACUCUACGCGAACUGCAUUACAUCGAAGUCAGUAAUUGAAUCUCUCCUCGAAAAGAAUCCUUCCGGUUCUUACAUUUGUGACUUUACAUCUUCUCAAAUUUCUCCCUCAAUUUUAUCGGUUUUAUACAGCAAAAACCUUCUCAAAAUCACUGACCAGUUUGCCGAAUCUGUUGCCAAGAAUGGAACCAAAGAAGUACUCGCAUGGCUCAAAGUAAUGAAACUUUAUGAUAUUUCAAAAUUGUCACUUUUGGAAACUGCUGUUUCAUCCAAAAAUUAUGACGUGAUCAAUUAUCUGAUCAACUUGGAAGAAUUCAAAUUUGACAACAGUAUCAUUGACCUUGUCUUGAGCAUUGCUGUUUCGAAGAGAAUCCUUCUAAUUCCUUUCGUUCUCUCCAAGAAAAUUUCUGAUAAUUUCAGAUCAUUUUUGACAAAUUUGCCGUUUAUUAACGACUCUAAUUUGACUGAAAGAGCGAUCUACGAGAAGUGGUUGUUGCAAGAUUUCCUUCCAGAGCACAUCCCUAUUCUCACAAGGUUCUUUUUGAUUUCUGAACCUUGCAUUUCAACUUCUUCCAAUUCGAUGCUUGUAAUUCUCCAGAAAUUGAAUAAUUUUCCUCAAAUCAGAGCGGUUUUGUAUAGUGAAGUGAAGUCAAUUAAUCUUAAACUUCCUAUCAAGCAGCAUUUCAUUCCUGUUUUGGAAAUGAUCUCCAAGAUGGCACUCGAUGACUUGGAAAUCAUCUACAAAAAUAAAAACGUCUCUAAUGUUAAAGGUGACAUUGAAAAAGGUGACAUUGUUGAAUCAGAGAUAAAUGACUUGAUGGAUGUUCUCCAAAAGAUGUUUACUAAUAACGUAAUAACAUCUGAAACCGUUAUUAAAAAGUGCCAAGAGAUAAAUGACAUUGAUUUCACUUUGAUGAUGUUAGAAAUGUCAUUCAGAGAGAUUAAAGAACCAAAUCAUAAUCAAUGCCAGUUAUUGUCGACUUUCUACAAUAUGUUGGCUUCGAAUUUCAAAUCUCAAAAAGUGACAUCUGACAAAUCACGUGAAAUUAUCAUUCAAAGCAUUUCUCUCCUUCCUCAUUGUUUCCCAUUCGAAACUGAGAAAAUUGUCAAAGAACAAAUUGAUUUUUCUGACAAUUUGUCUGACAAAUUCUGCCAGAAAUUUUUGACAUUGAUUGAAUCAAAGAAAGUCAAGCUCCAAAGCGAUGAACUCAGAAGGAUUCAACUCAUGAUAUCAAAUUACUCAAUUUCGAAUGCAAAAAGAUGCCAAAAGAAUCCAAUCAUUGGUGUCGGAUUGGGAGAAAAACUUUUCUACAAAACUGCUUUUGAAAACAUUUCUAAAAAUAAUGAUGAUAACGGUUUGUGUCAGAUUUUGGCAGCGAUGAAACAAAGCUUGAUGGAAAACAAAUGGAAGAUGAAUUACAAGAAGAUGGAACAUUUCUUCGAUAUCAAGUUUGAUGAAAACGAAAAACUUUUGGAACUUUUUGCUUUCAUCGGAAGUUUUAUUGUCAAAAGUGACACUGAUUAUUUGACAGAAAAAUCAUUAGAAUCAUUAUUAAGUUCGCUCAAAAUUAUGUCAAACAAAUGUCCAAAGAGUGAUGAACUAACUGUUUGUUUGACAAAUUUGAGUGAAUCUAUCGAAGAGAAAGAAUAUUUGAGUGAAGAAAUGAUCAACGAAAUCAAAAUUUAUUUGAAAGACAUCAAAGAAAAUCAAUUGUUGAUCAAAGCUUUCUUUUCAAAGUUUUCAUAUAAUGAUGAUGAAUUCGUCUUAGAUUUGUUGCGUAAUCUGAAUGAUACGAAAUCAUUUUUGUAUUGCGUUUUGUAUUCGAUAAGAGGAAUCACUCAAAAUAUUGUCUUGGAAGAAAUUUUCGACCUGUUUUCGAAAACAGUUUUGAAUGAUGAAAAAAUCUGCAGAAAUGCAAACCAAGCAAGAACUCAUUCAUCAUUCUACACACUUGGAUAUUCGGAUAGCGAUUACGAUAUUCCUUCUUCUGUUUCUGUUGAUUCAGGAGUCAUCGAAAUCGAUUACUUAGUUGUUGGAAUUCUUUCCGAGUUCUCUGGAAUAUUCAACAAGAAUUCUUAUCUGAAAGAUUUUAAUAAGUUCCUUGACGCAAAGGCUUCUAUUAUGCCUUCAGCAGAAAGGUUGCUUUCUCGUAUAUAA
Molecule: messenger RNA, 3192 nt
Organism: Trichomonas vaginalis G3
Lineage: Eukaryota; Parabasalia; Trichomonadida; Trichomonadidae
Product: spectrin binding
Exons: 1
Coding region: 1-3192 (1063 amino acids)
Source: RefSeq, a predicted model, not a curated record